GCCUUUGGCAUGCUUACCUCAAUCCAAUGGCUUCUUCUUCCUCCAUAACCAUGGCUAUUCUUUCACUUGUCGUCCUCCUCCUCCUCGGGAGCUCCUCUGCCCAACUCUCGACGAGUUAUUACUCGUCGUCCUGCCCCGAUCUCUUCAGCACAGUGAGCGGCGUCGUCCAGUCGGCCAUCUCGAAGGAGAAGCGGAUGGGCGCGUCCCUCCUUCGCCUCUUCUUCCACGACUGCUUCGUCAACGGGUGUGAUGGUUCGAUACUACUGGAUGACACCUCCGGCUUCACCGGGGAGAAGACUGCUAACCCUAACCAGAACUCGGUGAGAGGGUUCGACGUUGUAGACGACAUAAAGACUGCGGUGGAGAAGGUGUGCCCCGGCGUGGUGUCGUGUGCCGACAUCUUGGCCAUCGCUGCGAGAGACUCGGUUGCUACACUUGGAGGCCGGAGUUGGAACGUGAAGCUGGGAAGAAGGGACUCGACGACGGCAAGCUUGUCUGCAGCUAACAAUAACAUUCCCCCACCAAGUUCCUCACUCAGCAACCUCAUCUCCAAGUUCUCGGAUCAGGGUCUCUCGACCAAGGACUUGGUGGCUCUCUCUGGUGCACACACCAUUGGCCAAGCAAGAUGCAUCUCCUUCAGGGCGCACAUAUACACCGACACCAACAUCGACAGCGGCUUCGCUAACACGAGGCAGUCGAAUUGCCCGAGCACAGCUGGUUCCGGGGACAAUAACUUGGCACCAUUAGACCUGCAGACUCCGACCACCUUCGACAACAACUACUACAAGAAUCUCAUCAGCACGAAGGGUCUCCUGCACUCGGAUCAAGAGCUUUACAACGGCGGUUCGACCGACUCACAGGUGAAGGCCUACAGCAACAGCUCCGGCAGCUUCUACUCCGACUUCGCAGCUGCCAUGAUCAAGAUGGGAGACAUCAGCCCCCUCACGGGCUCCAGCGGUGAGAUUAGGAAGAACUGCAGGAAGAUUAACUAAAGGUGAAAGCGCCAUAUAGUAUAAUAAGGGUCAAUGGUUUGUUUCCAGUCCUCAGAUUUGAUGUGCAAGUUUGUGAGCUUGUUCGAAGCAUUCCAAGUUGUGAAUCUGCUCUCAUCUGAACGAAGAAAUGAUUUCGGUUCUUGAAA
Molecule: messenger RNA, 1138 nt
Organism: Musa acuminata subsp. malaccensis (wild Malaysian banana)
Lineage: Eukaryota; Viridiplantae; Streptophyta; Magnoliopsida; Zingiberales; Musaceae
Product: peroxidase 4
Biological process (GO): response to oxidative stress; hydrogen peroxide catabolic process
Molecular function (GO): heme binding; peroxidase activity
Source: RefSeq, a predicted model, not a curated record